AGAAAUUACAAAAUGACCAACAAAAAUUUCCUCUCUCACAUGGUCACAUCUCACAUUUCACCACUCGAUCUCUCUCUCUCCAAGACGCCCUGUUCCAAAUUUCCAUUCCUCUCCCAAGCACUCCAAACUUCUCCAAUUUCACUGACACACACACCCCUCUAUGGUGGAGGGUUCAAUUACUCCUUUCUGUUUGAUCAAUUUCUUUAUUUUCUUGUUCAAAUUCAAAGAUCCACCAGCAUCGAGGCAAGCUCUUAAAGCCAGAGACACGGAAAUCAUCUUCAAGGCUCAAGAUGAGUUUGGUGAGGCCUACACAAACACAAAGCUACUAAGGUAGAAGAUAGCUGAUGGAGAAUGAAGCAUCAAUGGGAGACGAGCUUCUGAAUUCAAUAAGGAUAAAGAUCAUCCGCAACAGUGAAAAGACAGAUGCUCUUGAGCAAUUCGGGUGGUCAGAGCCACGGUACCCCGUCAUGCACAGAGUCCCGGAUGUUUUUCGUAGGCAAAACGAAGGUGUCUAUGAAGAUGUCUACAACCCUAUUACCAUAUCAUUAGGGCCUAUUCAUAAUGGGAAGAAAUAUCUGCAAGCAACUGAGUCCAUCAAAGUGAGCUACAUGCAUCUCCUAUUUGAUCGUACUCCAUCAUUUCGGCAAACGCAGGAAGAUUGUGUGACAGCUAUGACAGUGAUGGAACACGAUAUCCGGAAAUGCUUUCGAGAAGUUGAACUAGAUGACAGUGUCAGGCUUGCAGAAAUAAUUCUUAUUGAUUGUUGCUUCUUAAUUGAACUUCUAUACAGGAAUUACCGAAAGGAACAAGAUCCCAUUUUGUGGAACCCAUUCAACUGCUAUGCCGUCCACCGCGACCUGCUACUACUCGAGAACCAGAUUCCCUUCUUUGUUCUUGAGAAAUUGUUCCACCUGACGGUGGAACGCAUCCCAGAAAAAAUGCACCAGCUGUCCGUUCCUACUCUUAUUGAAUGUGUCCGUUCAUUCUUCGGAGGUAUGAUGGGCCCAGACAAUGGUAAAACAGAAUACUGGUAUAGCAGAUCUCCUCAUCAUAUACUCCAUCUUCUAUACUUCUGCUUCCUGCCUCGUAUUAGUGAAGAAGAAUGGGAGAAAUGGGAGCACAGUAUAAAAAACAAGGUAGCUGAAUUCAAAUUUUCUGCUAAACAACUUGACAUUGUAGGAGUCAAGUUGAAGCAAAGUGUAAAUUCUAAACACCGAUUCGACUUAAAGUUUAGUAUUAGUCGUCGUUUUUGUUUGUGGAAAAGAGGUCAGCUUGAAAUCCCACCUUUCUACAUUGACGAAUCCACGGAGCCAUUCUUGAGAAACCUAAUUGCUUUUGAGCAAUGUAGCCCUCACUUACCAAAUAUAAUCACAUCAUAUACUUCCCUCAUGUGUAUCCUCGUCAACACCAAUGAUGAUGUUGAAUUGCUUGAAGAAGCCGGAAUCAUAAAUAACACUUUGGGUUCCACAAAAGCGGUACUGCAUAUCUUCAAAGAUAUGCGGAAGAACGCUGUACCACGUAAUUUUGUUUACAAUCAGACAUGGACUGAGGUGAAGGAGUUCUGCACACCUAGCCGAGUACGUUCCGGAAAGUUGAUGCAUAUUUAUUUUGGCAAAAUAUGGGUACGUGUAUCAUUAGUUAGCGGCAUUGUCCUUUUUCUCCUCACAUUUUUGCAGACCUUCUACUCCAUGUUUCCUUAUCAUCAUAAUCCUAAUCAAUAGUUAUCUGCUGAAAGUAUGCAAUUAUUAGGAUGCAGUAUGUUGUCCUAUUUGUUGCAGUAGAAAUAGGGUAUUUUUAUGGCUUGGUUCAAGUCUGUUUCCUAUGGGUUACUUUAUUUUUUAUUUCUUGUAUUUUAGGCUGUCAUUUUUGGCUGAGCUUUCUGGUUUUUGUUUUCAUGGUGGACUUGGGGUUUCCAUGUUCCUUUGUAUUUGGCUCUGCCAUUGUUGAUUGAAUAAAUUCUUCUGAAUGCUUACCCCUUUGUUUUUA
This is a messenger RNA of Cornus florida, 1986 nucleotides long. Its product is annotated as UPF0481 protein At3g47200-like. Bases 345 to 1721 code for a protein of 458 amino acids. The transcript is spliced from 2 exons. The record is from RefSeq and is a predicted model, not a curated record. NCBI's taxonomy places the organism in Eukaryota, Viridiplantae, Streptophyta, Magnoliopsida, Cornales, Cornaceae.